UGCGUCUUCUCAAAAGACAGAACAUCCCCACCAUGGAAGACGUGAAGACGCUAUUCAGCUACAUCAACUCUGAACUGCACAAUACAUUCCAAGAGUUAAAGGAAACGUUUGUGCCGAAGAAGUGGCUAAAGCUAGCCGAAAUGGUCAUGGCGUGGAUCAUCGUUUUCAAUAGACGUCGCAUCGGUGAAGUCCAAAAUAUUCGCGUCAACGAGUUUGUUGGUCGCGAAAGCGUCGACGAUGACUCUAACAAAGAGAUAUUGGCCGCCCUGUCUACGGAGUCACAAGGAAUAGCAAGGAAAUUCAAACGAAUGAAAAUUCGCGGAAAAAAGGGUCGAACUGUUCCCGUAUUGAUGAAGCCGUUCAUCGAAAAAAGCAUCGAAUUUCUCAUUAAGACGCGGCAAAUGGCUGGAAUACCCAGUGACAGACAAUUUUUGUUCGAAUUGCCUACGUCGUCAGAUCUUCAAAUCGAUGCAUGUCGUUUAUUACGAAACCUUUCAACGUCAUGCGGCGCUAACAAUCCCUCCAGUCUUCGAGGAACGACGUGCAUCGCUCUAGAGCUGAACGAAGCCCUAGUAGGGGAACUGGCCAAAUUCUUGGGCCAUGAUGAAAAAAUUCACCGCGAACAUUAUCGUCAAAACCCUAUCGACCGCGAAGUGGUGCAAGUGGCGCAGUUGCUGGAGAAGGCGUCAGGGCAGCGUGACGAGUUCAGCGACGAUGAGGAGGACGAGUUCGGUAAUGGUGGUUUGAUAAGUGGCGAUGUAGACAUUGGCGAAGUAAGCGAACACGCUGAAACGAACAACGGUGAUUGUGGAACUCCCGAUGCAACAGAGCUAAUUUCGAAUGGAACCGGAAUCAGACAAUAAGAUAUUGGUGGUGGAACAAAAAAAUGUACCAGAAUUGCAUGGAGUGAUGAAGAGGUUUCUUGUGUGAAGAAAGUGUUUGCAGCCCAUUUUAAGAAUCCCACAUUGCCUGUGGAAAGCGAAA
Molecule: messenger RNA, 984 nt
Organism: Bradysia coprophila
Lineage: Eukaryota; Metazoa; Arthropoda; Insecta; Diptera; Sciaridae
Source: RefSeq, a predicted model, not a curated record